ACUCCGCAAUUUUCAGGUUGAGGCAAUGGCUGUCGCACAAUGCAUUAUCCUUUAUGCGAUGGUUUUUCUAGCUUGGGGAAAGGAUGACGAUUGCACUUGCGAAUCGGCUAUUUUGUGGAUAAGAAACUUGUUUACUAACUAUAAGCUUUUUUGCCACGCCUCAUUUGAUUUCGCAGAGAAGAAGUGCAGAGACUACUAUAACGGACACCUAGCUUCGAUUCAUAGUGAAAAGGAAAACAACAUAAUACGCAAGUUUGCGCAAAAAGAGAGUGAUUACGUAUGGAUAGGUCUGAGACGGAAAGGCAACAGGUGGAGGGGAGACUGCGUUCGAAUGCUCGUUGACAAAGAUAACAAAAACCGUGGCAGAUGGGAGACUUACGACUGCAAGAAAUGGACACGAUUCUACGUUUGUAAAUUUAAGAAAGGACCAGAAACGGAGUUUUAA
Cylicocyclus nassatus is the source of this 445-nucleotide messenger RNA. NCBI's taxonomy places the organism in Eukaryota, Metazoa, Nematoda, Chromadorea, Rhabditida, Strongylidae. The record is from the annotation of a GenBank genome assembly.